UUGUCAAUACUUAUUACCUGACUGAAUUGCUUGUCAAGAGAAACAGGAAUACCAGAUUCUUCACUGGCUUUUUAAAACUGAAUGAUCGUCCAGUACGACAAUGGUUAAGUAAGUGAUGGCUUCCAUGAAACUGAGAAAGAUGAUGACUUUCAUAGUGACUUUGAUGUCUGUUGGGUUCUGUUUACUUAUCAAGCUGAAUUCUGACAGACUGUGCAUAUUCUGUCAAGCAAAAUAUGAGGUCAUUUCCUAUAAGAGAGACAGUGGAAAUUUUCUGAACCAGCCACAUGUGAAUUGCAGUAGGGACACUCCAUUCCUGGUCAUUCUUGUAACAUCAUCUCCUGGCCAGUCAAAUGCUCGAACGGCUAUCCGUGAGACCUGGGGCAAAAAAAGGUUAGUAGCCAACAAACGCAUUGUGACCUAUUUCCUCCUAGGAACUACUUUGAAUCACAAUGACCAUAUGGCUGUUACUGCUGAGAGCAUGAAAUAUAAAGACAUCAUCCAGAAGGAUUUUAUAGAUACCUAUUACAAUUUAACAUUAAAGACCAUGAUGGGCAUUGAAUGGAUUCACAAAUUCUGUCCACAGUCUAGCUUUGUGAUGAAAACUGACUCUGAUAUGUUUGUCAAUACUUAUUACCUGACUGAAUUGCUUGUCAAGAGAAACAGGAAUACCAGAUUCUUCACUGGCUUUUUAAAACUGAAUGAUCGUCCAAUACGACAAUGGUUAAGUAAGUGGUAUGUAAGUAAAUAUGAGUAUCCAGGAAACAAGUACCCUCCCUUUUGUUCAGGGACUGGUUAUGUUUUUUCCACAGAUGUUGCUAGUCAGGUGUAUAACAUUUCUGAAAAUGUCCCCUUUGUUAAGCUAGAGGAUGUUUUCAUAGGUCUGUGCCUUGCAGAACUCAACAUCAAAUUGGAAGAACUCAGCUCGAAGCAAACAUUCUUCCCAGAAAGGCUUGACUUUUCUCCUUGCCACUUUAAGAAAAUUGUGACCUGUCAUUUUGUCAAACCUUAUGAGCUGCGGACCUUCUGGAAUGCACUGGAGCAGUCCAUGGAUCAAGAAUGUUCAGGUGGCUGAUACUUUCCAGCUUCAAAAGCGGUCUUAAAAUAGUACUCAAGAAACAGAGAGCAACAUUUGAUGAAGAGCUGUCUUAUACUGAGUCAGAGCAUUGGUCCAUCUAGCCCAGUAGUGUCUGCUCUGGCUCACAGUCUCCAGGGCAGCAUAAGUUCGAGGUCAGAUUCCCAAGAUCUGUUUCCUUAAAACACACACACACACACACACACACACACACACACACACACACCCCAGAAGAUCCCAGAGAUAGGAUCUGGAACCUUCUACAUAUUGGCUGACAUCCUGACUAAAUUGGCAAAGAGGCACCUUUUUAACAUGGCGAUUCUCUUUAUUUAGCAGGGGGAGAGUCACUGGCCCUAUCCACCCUCAGCACAGUACCUCCAGUGACUGUUGCUGGUGUCUAUCUUAUGUUUCUUUUUAGAUUGUGAGCCCUUUGGGGAUAGGGAGCCAUCUUAUUUAUUUAUGAUUUCUCUGUGUAAACUGCCCUGAGCCAUUUUUGGAAGAAAUUGGUAUAGAAAUUGAAUGAAUGAAUGAAUAAAACUAACGACUAUGAGCCUUUCUAAAUGAGAGGGUUUUUUGCACUAGGUUCAGUAGGGUGACUUAAUUUGGAGGGAGUGUGGGCUGUGUGACACACUACAUGUGCAUGUGCCUGUGCAAUUCUGGAAGGCCCCCUCACUGCUGCCCUGGCCUCUGACUUACCAAGGAGAAGGAGAGCAAGAGCAGGGGAUGCAGGAGUGCAUGCAGUCUUGGUAGGAGAAGGGGGGAGGAGAGCACUUUAGGCAGCCAUGGCAGCAGUGGCUGAGCGAGGAAGGGGAGUUGCACAUUCAACACAGCAAAGCCAGGACUUUCUUUCUGAAAGCAGGCUCCAGUGGCACCCUAGAAGCUCUAAAACUGACUAUUUGGAUACACUGGAGCAGAGAGUAAGAAUGGGAUAUGUGGGGAAAUAAAACAUUGACUCAAAAUAUAUUCAGUUGCAUUCAGUUA
Molecule: messenger RNA, 2053 nt
Organism: Hemicordylus capensis (graceful crag lizard)
Lineage: Eukaryota; Metazoa; Chordata; Lepidosauria; Squamata; Cordylidae
Product: beta-1,3-galactosyltransferase 5-like
Exons: 2
Coding region: 116-1072 (318 amino acids)
Cellular component (GO): membrane
Molecular function (GO): N-acetyl-beta-D-glucosaminide beta-(1,3)-galactosyltransferase activity
Source: RefSeq, a predicted model, not a curated record